Messenger RNA from Colletotrichum higginsianum IMI 349063, 219 nucleotides. RefSeq names its product Cellulose-binding family ii. Lineage: Eukaryota; Fungi; Ascomycota; Sordariomycetes; Glomerellales; Glomerellaceae. Bases 1 to 219 code for a protein of 72 amino acids. The record is from RefSeq and is a predicted model, not a curated record. The transcript is spliced from 3 exons.
AUGAAAGCUUUCGCCGCCUUCGCGCUCGUCGCCGCCGUGGUUGCCACGGACCACGGCCCAAGCUACUCAUUUGAGGUCGAGUCGCUCGUCAACCACACCUUCUACCAGCCGCUGCAGUCGGCCGUCGGCUCCGACCUCAAGCUUCCGGUGAUUGUCUGGGGCAACGGCGGCUGCAAACCUUGUACGUUCGGUUGUUCGAAAAGAGACUCUCGUGAAUGA